Molecule: messenger RNA, 671 nt
Organism: Rhodamnia argentea
Lineage: Eukaryota; Viridiplantae; Streptophyta; Magnoliopsida; Myrtales; Myrtaceae
Product: monothiol glutaredoxin-S2-like
Exons: 1
Coding region: 116-427 (103 amino acids)
Source: RefSeq, a predicted model, not a curated record
CUCUCUCUCUCUCUCUCUCUCUCUCUCUCUCUCUCUUCAAGCUUAUUAGCCACUCCCUGGAAUUCACUCUAGUCAACGUACUCAGAGUUCCCAACAUCUCAAAGCUUCUUUCUCGAUGGAGGAUCCGGUGGCGAGGAUGAUCUCGGAGAAGCCGGUGGUGAUCUUCAGCAAGAGCUCGUGCUGCAUGUGCCACACCAUCAAGACGCUCCUCUGCGACUUCGGGGCGAACCUGACGGUCCAUGAGCUAGACGAGAUCCCGAGAGGCAGGGAGCUCGAGCAGGCCCUCAUGAGACGCGGGUGCAGCCCAGCGGUCCCUGCCGUGUUCAUUGGUGGCCAGCUUGUCGGAGGAACCAAUGAGGUGAUGAGCCUCCAUCUCAAUAGGUCCUUGAUCCCCAUGCUCAAACGCGCCGGAGCAAUAUGGGUUUAAAGGAUUUCAUCAACAGCCUCAUCCGGCCAAAUUAGAAAGAAGAAUAAAUAAAUGAAUGUGUCUUUUUGGUACGCAUGAGUUUUGGAAAUCCAGGUAUGUUAGUCGGAUGUGUUGUCAUAUGUAUGAAGAGAGCUUAUCAUAGUUCAUGUUAUACAAAAUCCUAACUUUUAUGGGGUUUGUAUCAUUUUGUGGGGACCCCUGGUGUUUUUGAACUGAGUAAUAAAAAUGACGCAGUUUUGCUAUA